AUGGAUACAGGCUCGCCGCUGGCGACCGUUAGAUUUGAAUUUCACGUACGCACGGGCGGCCGAUGACGUCACCACGUCACAUUAAACCCCAGGUGACGUGACCACCGGUUGCGCAACUCAUUCGAUGUUCGACAUCACCGUCGACAGGAUGGAGAGAGACCGGGGUUUUAACUUCAAGCUGCUGGUGCCGCCCAGGGUGAACGCCGGACAGGUGUCUGCUGUCCGACCUCAGGAAGCCGUUGGGAAGUGUGCCGAUAUCAUGGACACACUGCAGCAUGGUUACAGUAUGUGUUUUGACAAAGGGCCUUUCCCCAACACAAGUAUGGUUCCACUUACUAAACCAACAAGACAAGACUUACCCAAGAUGAAAGUUGUGCCACCAAUGGAGAAAGAAGAGAAUAAUUGCAAUCCUGGGCAGCUCUAUACCAAGCUGCUGGAUGAAGUUGAGAAGAUUAAGUGUUGGAAGGUCAAAGUGGACUCUGAGACUGUGCAGAAGGAAAGAAGACUCCAAGAAAACAAAAGAACAAUAGAAACUCAGCGAAAAGCCAUUCAGGAAUUACAGUUUGGAAAUGAAAGUCUCAGCAUAAAGCUGGAGGAGCGGAUCAGUGAAAAUGAGGAUUUGAGGAACAAAAACAAUGCAACCAGGAACUUGUGCAACAUACUCAAGGACACUUUGCAGCGGUCAGCUGAGAAAAGGCAUCUCUUCGAAUCUGAAAGAGAGGACACUCAUCAGCUCUUUAUGGAAAACAGUGAGAGUGUUCAGAAGCUGAUUGGAGCUUUCGAAAGCCUUCGUAUUAGGGUAGAAGCUGAUCAACAAGAAAUGCUGAAAGUGAAAGAGGGAUUUCUGCAAUUUGAUGAACUGAAAGAUAAAUAUUGUCAUGAAUAUAACCUGAAGGAGGAAGAGCUUGCAGGGCUUCAAACAAAACUUCAGAAUAAGGAAGAUAACCUACAAAAAAUCCUGCUUGACCUCCAUGAAACCCAGAAGAACUGCAACAAACUCCAAGAGGCAACAGAUCAACAGCAUGAACUUCUCAAAACCUCAAUAACUGAACGGGAAUCUCUUCUUCAAAAACUGCACACUGCUGAGCAGCAAUGUACAGAAACUCAGAAAAACCACGAAGCCAUUGCUGCAGCCCUGGAACACAGCAAAGACGAGUUUGCACAGAUCAUCCAAAGCAAGGACUCAAGCUUGCAGGAGCUCGGCAGAGUUAAAAUUCAACAAGCAGAGAAGCUGGAGCAGAUUCAGACUACCAUUAAAGAGCUACAGAACUCAUUGGCCUUAGAGAUACAAAGGGCUCGAGAACUCAAGGACCAACUCGUGGAAAACAAGCAUGAACUUGAAAGGAAGAGCGCCCUUUUAUGCGAGACCACUGAGCAGAGUGCAAAGAAAGAUGGGCAGAUCGAAAUCCUUGAAAAUGAACUGGCCAUAAAAUCGAAAUCCAUCGAGUCCAUGAAGAGAAAGUUUGACCUCACUGAAGUCAAAGUGGACCAACUCUCUGCCGAGCUCUCAAGGAAAACGGAAGAAGCCCAGCUAUUUAAGAAUGAAGCAGAGGUGGCCUUCGCUGAAAAUGAUCUACUGAAGACGGCUUUUGAAGCUGCUGAAAAAGCACAAGAGGAUUUGAAGAGGAAGUCCACUGUGACUGAGCAGAUCAAAGUCCAGGAGCUGGAGGGACGGUUGUUUACUGAAAUGAAGAAAAAUGAGGAACAGAUGGAGCAACUGAGGAAAGACAUCGCGAUGCAUAAAGUAAAGUAUGAAGAGCUAUUAUCCAACUGUAAUGAGCUUCGGUCUGAGAAGAUGGCCCUUCAGCAGCAGUUUGAGAGAGGAUCCUCUAAUGUGAAAGCUACUGAGGCAAAUAUAAAGGUGAGUGAGGAGAAGGCUGCGAAGCUCACAAGAGAAAUUCAAAGGCUCGAAGAAGAGAACCUAUGUUUACGAGAGGAAGUAAACUCCGUUCAAACCAAAGUCCAAAGGAAAUGCGAAGAAACUGAGACCUUGCAGAAGAAAACUGAAGAAAAUUGUGAAGAUCUGCAGGAGAAAAUCACAGAAAAAGAAAAACAGAUGAAAACUGUGGAAACAAAACUUUUUAAUCUCAGAAAAAAAUUUGAGAUCAAACUUAAAGCCCAGGUCGAAUACCAGAAAGAGAAUAAAAUACUCAAGAAUCAAGUAGCGAAGGAGAUUGAGAAAACUGGUCAGCUCGAAAAUGUGAUCAACAGUCUUCAGGAAGAGUCUCAGAUCCUCAAAAGACUGAACGAGGACAAUCAGAAAUUGCUCAAGGAUCUUGACUAUAAAUCGACCUUUGCAGCUGAACUUGAAAAUGAGUUGCAGAAACUCAGAUUAACAGCAGCCGAGGCCGUCAAGAACAAGGAAGAUGCAGAACUCAAAUGUCAACACAAGAUAGCGGACAUGGUCACACUGAUGGAGAAACAUAAGAGUCAGUACGACCGGAUGGUUGAAGAAAAGGAUGCAGAGCUCGAGGAGAACAAGAAGAAAGAGACGGAGGCUGUCGCCCAAAGGAAAUUCCUGGAGUUGGCUCUCUCGAAGCAUAAGACUGAAACUGAUCAGCUGAAGAAACAGCUGAAGACGGAAACAACAAAAAAGGAAAACCUACAGAGGGAACUAAAGGAUUUGAAGAUAGAAAUGUCAUCAAUGAAAAUCACUCCGCUGUCAGUCAAAAGGAACAAGCAGUCACCUGCUCCAAACCGUAAACAAGGAAGAUGCUCAGAGACUCCAAAAGAGACUGCGUCAAAGAGACAUGUGUUCAACUUCUCCAAGACCUGGAAGACUCCCCCCUGCAGCAGAGAUGAGAGAAGUGCCGCGGUUGUGAAGAACACUGAAUCUGACACUGAAUCUAUCAGAGCAUCAUAUGGAACAACACCAAAGACCAAGGACGUUCGCAGGGAAGACCUGAAAUCCCCCAGAAGUAUGACCUUCAAGGUUGGCGGAGCAUCAAAGAUCAAAUCCUACAGAAUUAGAACGCCACCUUCUGGUGAAAAGGCAGCAUGCUGGAAGAAGAGCACCAUCGAGCUUGACUCCAAGUCUGACAGCUCCGAUCAAACCGAUCUCCUGAGCUUUGCAAAUGGCUCUGUGCCCAGCACUUCUGCGCCACACUGCAAACUCAACCCCUACAAAAAGAGCCCUGCUACUCAUAAGUCACCAGGGAACUACUUGAAGUUAGCUGCAAUGAAAAGGAUGAGAGAUGCUGGUUGGACUGCGAUGACCGGCUGUGACAAGAAAAAGAAGAAGACCAACGAGAAGAUCUUUGCAUAAGUACACAAGUUACAGGUCAGAUAAACAUUAAUAACAACAAUAUUACACAGGUUUAGGAGUUCAUACUGACGCUUUAUUAAUAUGCUUUAAUAGCACUGUUCAUAUUGGAUCAAAUAAAAAGAAAUAAUAAUAUAAAUAACAGUCAAGUAAACUUAUUAACAUGCAUAGAGAUUGUUACAAUGGAUCAGUUAAAUAGUAUUGUUUAGUGUUCAUACUGAUGUUACUUGUUAUGUUACUGAUGUUCACAUGUAACCUUGUUUGUUUUGCAUAAGUUCAUAUUGUUGGUGAGGGAAAAGGUGUAGCCGUUGUGUAUAACUUUUUUUUUAUAUUUAUCUGUCCUUGUACUGACAGUGAUAUUAGUAAAAAAUCUGUUCCAAUCAA
Molecule: messenger RNA, 3646 nt
Organism: Scophthalmus maximus (turbot)
Lineage: Eukaryota; Metazoa; Chordata; Actinopteri; Pleuronectiformes; Scophthalmidae
Gene: sycp1
Product: synaptonemal complex protein 1
Exons: 35
Coding region: 125-3265 (1046 amino acids)
Biological process (GO): lateral element assembly; synaptonemal complex assembly; chiasma assembly
Cellular component (GO): central element; synaptonemal complex; transverse filament
Molecular function (GO): double-stranded DNA binding
Source: RefSeq, a predicted model, not a curated record